Messenger RNA from Cutaneotrichosporon oleaginosum, 2720 nucleotides. RefSeq lists its product as uncharacterized. Gene Ontology annotation, molecular function: 2-amino-4-hydroxy-6-hydroxymethyldihydropteridine diphosphokinase activity; dihydropteroate synthase activity; dihydroneopterin aldolase activity. Gene Ontology annotation, biological process: tetrahydrofolate biosynthetic process. Gene Ontology annotation, cellular component: mitochondrial envelope. NCBI's taxonomy places the organism in Eukaryota, Fungi, Basidiomycota, Tremellomycetes, Trichosporonales, Trichosporonaceae. The record is from RefSeq and is a predicted model, not a curated record.
CACUCGUGCACUUCCCAUCUCUUGUUCAACCCAUCGCUCCUCUCUCUUCGAUGCCUGAUAGAAUCACAGUCGCUGCACUCUCCUGCCAUCUCGCUCACGGUGUCGGUCCCUCCGCUUUCGGCCUCACCCCGCCUCCUCCCUGUCCAAUCGAGCUCGAGCUCGACAUCGACCUCCUCCCCACUGUCGUCCCACACUGCGUCGACGAGGACGACAUGCGGGGACUUGGCGUGAAUUACUCAUCUGUGUCCAAGGCUGUGUAUGCAGCCGUGGCUGACCCCGCUCGCGUCUGGCCCAAUCCUUCGGCAAUCUUGCGAGAAGCCGCCAUCGUCGCCCUCAGGCUACCGGCUGUCGCCGGCGUCACGGUCCGCGCACGCCUCCCCCGCGCCCUCCUCCAGGCUCAGUCCGCAGACUACACCCAAUACUUCCCCCGUGUUACAUCGCCAGCAUCCAUGCCUCCUCCAACAUGCACGAUUCGAGACCUGCGCGUAGCUUGUGUCAUCGGGCUGCAUUCGCACGAACGAGCGGAGCGGCAGCGGCUCGAGGCGGACAUCACUGUCGACGGGUAUGAGCCAAAGGGAUGGAGCCACCGAGAUCUGGCGGAUCAGGCAUUUACAUGGCUGGAGAAGUCCGAGUUUGGCACUCUCGAGUCGCUCGUCGACUCGUUCGCCCGGCACCUUCUGUCCUUGCCCAUGCUGUCAGCCCCCGACGCUCGCGUCGACGUAACGCUCCGCAAACCUUCGGCGCUUCCAUUCGCGACGCCCGUCAUCCGCGCCUCGCGUACUGCCGCAUCGUUCACAAAGCGUGGCGGCGUUUACCCUGUCGGCACUCGCUUCCAUUCCACAAUGGCCGCAAUUAAGGCCGAGCCGCCCCGAGUUUUCAUCGCGGUUGGCUCCAACCUAGGCGACCGCGUAGGCUACGUACGACGCGCCGUACGUCUCCUUCAGGAGGGUGGGUGCAGGCUGGUGGACACCAGCCGGCUCUACGAAAGCGAGCCGAUGUAUGAAGAGAACCAAGAGCGGUUCCUCAACGGCGCCAUCGAGAUCCAAACGUCUCUCAAGCCGCUUGAGCUUUUGCGGCUGCUGAAGCAGACUGAGCUCGAGGUCGGGCGCACCAAGACGUAUCGUAACGGACCACGGGUCAUUGACCUGGAUCUCAUCGCCUACGGCGACGAAGUGGUGCACAUCGGCGAGCCAGGAGACGAGCCGGACGAGGACGGCGUCGGAUGGCUCACAGUACCUCACGCCUCGCUUGCUGAGCGCGAGUUUGUGCUCCGCCCACUGGCAGACAUCGCGGCCGACUUCACCCCUCCGGGCCUCUUGCCCAUCUCCGAGCUCCUAGCUCGCGCCCCACCUGGCGGCCUCGAGCCCGUCAUCCCCUUCCCCUACCCGGCGCGCCCUCUGCGCCUCACAACCCCCUCAACGCCCGCCAUCAUGGCGAUCUUCAACGCGACCCCCGACUCCUUCUCCGACGGACACGCAUCACGCACGGAAACGACGCACGCGCUGCGCGCCUGCGAAAGCAUGAUGGCGCAGCCGAACCCGCCGGCCAUAAUCGACAUCGGGGGCAUGUCGACGCGCCCGAACUCGGAGCCAUGCACGGCGGAGGAGGAGCUGUCGCGCGUCAUCCCGCUGCUCGAAGCGGCGCGCGCGAGCCGCGCGCUCGCGACCGUGCCGCUCUCAGUGGACACGUACCGCGCGUCCGUGGCGUGCGCGGCCGCGUCCGCCGGCGCGAGCUGCAUCAACGAUGUGCGUGGCGGCCGCGAGCCCGGCAUGCUGGCAGCAAUGGCGGAGGCCGACAUGCCCGUCGUGCUCAUGCACAGCCGCGGCGACGCGGUGAGCAUGCUCGCCCCCGCGAGCCAGACGUACGCCGCCGGCGUGCUCGCCGGCGUGCGGGCCGAGCUCGCCGCCUCUGUGGCGGCCGCGAAAGCCGCCGGCGUGAAGCGCUGGGAUAUCGUGCUGGAUCCCGGGCUCGGGUUCGCCAAGUCGCACGACGACCACCUCCGCCUCCUCCGCGACAUAGGGGCGCUCGCAACGCACGAGCUGGCCGGAUACGCACUCCUCGUCGGCGCGAGCCGCAAGGGUUUCGUUGGCCGCGUGACCGGACGCAGGGUGCCGGCGGAGCGCGGCGCCGGCGACGCCGCCGUCAACGCCCUCUGCGCUAUGAGCGGCGCCGUCGACGUCCUCCGCGUACAUGAGCCGCAGGCGGCGGCUGAGACCGUCAUGAUGGCCGUAGCCGUCCGCGACGUCAAGUAAUGCAUGCAUGAGUAUGGGCUAUGCGUCAGGUGCGAGCUUUCCCUUCUGUCAGCACUGGAGGCGCAGGGCUUACAGAUCCGCUCGGCGCUGUGGCAGAUGCACUCGACGCCGGUGUUGCAGGGGCGCAGCGCGCCGCCGCCGUAGGCGAAGCACACCCAGUGGCAGGACUCGGCUGUCCACAGUCGGCAGCCGCGGCUGCGGGAGUCGCUUGGGGUCGGCGCCGCAGUAGCCAGAGUGAAGAGAAGGAUGAGUGGGAGGAGUUUCAUCUUGUGAGAAGAUUGUGAGCAGUACGCAACUGUUCAGCAUUAUAUGCGGCAUCCGACAUGGGAACGAUUAGAUUUGGGUUACAGUUGGGUUCACUGAGGCUUGCGGGCAAAACUGUGUCGGGCCGAGCUUAUCGUCAAGGUUGGGCAUCUCCCGAGCAAAUAUGUCUCAAUCUGGUCAUGGAACACGCAAUGCCAAAGCUUC